AUGAUACAGGCCGUAACUUCCUGCUUCCAGUUCAAACGCUGCACGACGCAUCUGCUGGAGUUCAUUGCAGCGGACAAGCCCAUGGUGGGCGACGCACUCGCGGAUCCAUCAGAUGAGAAGCUGGCGCACUUCGUGCGCACAACCGCGGCACUGAAGAUCGAGUAUCGCUGCGCGCAGGGCCCGUCGCCGAGGGUGUUUGAAUUGGCGCUGGCACAGCUGCGGGCGCUCAACCGCAUUGCGGAGUGGGAGUCCGGCUGGGUCGUGUACCCGCUGUACACGUGCGCGCGGCAGCUGGUGCAGAUGGCGGCCGCCCUGGACGCGCGCACGGAGCGCGCCGCCGAGGCCGCUCAGUGUGGUGACCUCGCGACGGAGGACCACCUGACGCAGUGCGGCCGCGCCGUGCACAUGUCGCUGAAUCUGUGCCUCAAGGACCGCGACCCGGCAGCGUCCAACAAGCGGCACGGCGCCUAUUACUUCGCGCUGCUGCUCUUCCGCACCUACGCGCGCCUCGGCGCGCACAGCCUUGUGACCAACAUGGUCAAGGUGCUGGAGUCGCGCGCCCAGGACCUGCCGCCGGUGGAGCGCGCCUUCGGCGAGCGCCGCGCGCUCACCGUCACGUACUGCUACUACCUCGGCCGCUACCAUGCCUGUCGCCGCGCCGACUACGAGAAGGGCUUCCGCUGGCUCAACACCGCGCUGCUCACGUGCCACCGCGACCACACGCGCCACCACCAGCUCAUCCUGACCUACCUGGUGCCGGUGGCCUUCCUGGCGCGCCGCUGGUACCCCAAGCAUCACGUGAUCGCCGCCUGGCCGCCGCCCCAGGACCCCGCGGCGAUCCACUACGCCGCCCUGGUCGCUGCGCUGCGCUCUGGCGACCUCGGGCUGUACGACCGCGAGCUCGUGCGCAUGCAGCUGCCGCUGCUGAGACGUGGGCUGUACCUACCGCUAAGCCAUCUGCGCCCGUACAUACUGCUGCGGCUGGUCAAGGCCGUUUGGCGCCUGUCCGGGGGCUCAUCACAGCUCCCGAUCCGCAUUAUCGCUGCGGCGCUGGCAUACUCAACGUCAGCCACGCCGGACGCUGGGGGCGAGCGCCUACUGGAUCAUACGGAGUGCCUUCUGGCCAAUCUCAUCGCGAGGGGCUAUGUGAAGGGAUAUUUGUCACACGGGAACCGGGUACUUGUCGUAAGCAGGACAGAACCAUUCCCUAGACUCGUGCGUAGCGAAACCGCGGCAUGA
Eremothecium gossypii ATCC 10895 is the source of this 1239-nucleotide messenger RNA. RefSeq lists its product as uncharacterized. The transcript has a single exon. Gene Ontology annotation, cellular component: transcription export complex 2. Gene Ontology annotation, biological process: post-transcriptional tethering of RNA polymerase II gene DNA at nuclear periphery; poly(A)+ mRNA export from nucleus; transcription elongation by RNA polymerase II. The record is from RefSeq and is marked provisional. Gene Ontology annotation, molecular function: double-stranded DNA binding; RNA binding. Lineage: Eukaryota; Fungi; Ascomycota; Saccharomycetes; Saccharomycetales; Saccharomycetaceae. The coding region runs from base 1 to 1239 and encodes 412 amino acids.